Molecule: messenger RNA, 566 nt
Organism: Papaver somniferum (opium poppy)
Lineage: Eukaryota; Viridiplantae; Streptophyta; Magnoliopsida; Ranunculales; Papaveraceae
Product: late embryogenesis abundant protein 1-like
Exons: 3
Coding region: 78-356 (92 amino acids)
Source: RefSeq, a predicted model, not a curated record
CUACAACAGACCAACAAUUUAGUAAGCACAUUCACAAAUCCCCGAUCAAGAAACAGAAAGAAAGUUAAACAAGAACUAUGUCUUCUAAUCAGAGUUUCAAUGCAGGUGCAACUAAAGGCCAUGCACAGGCCAAAACACAGGAGUGGGUUGAGUCUGCCAAGGGCACAGCUCAAUCGGCAAGGGACAAGACAGCAGAUGCUGCCCAAUCCACUUCUGACUCUGCCCAACUGAAAAAAGAGGAGGCAUCUGGCUUCCUUCAACAGACUGGAGAACAGGUGAUAAACAUGGCACAAGGUGCAAUGGACAGCGUCAAGAGUACACUUGGAGUUGGUGACAAUAACCCACACAACAAAUAGAAACCAAUUGACACUGAUAAUUCAACCUUUUCGUAUCCCUUUUUCUGAUGUAUUCUGUCAGUGUUUUUUCCUAUCUUUGAUGGCGGGUUUCUUUAGUUCAUUAGAAAUUUGUCAUAUUCAACAAAUUUAUUGGUGAUAAUCUAUGCUUCUUUUUUUUCUUUGACAUUUGGUACUAUUUUUCUUCAACAGUAUUACUAAUUCAGUUAUGCA